AUGUCCUCCACCUCUGUUAUUACAGCUUCCGUAUUAUAUUCUCUUCUCUUUCUUAUUAGUCAACGCAACACGAAAUCAAAUGAAUAUGGAACCGGACCGAUCGUUCGGACCGCGAUCCCAAAAGAUGUCCGGCCGGCCGGUUCGCAGUUUCCACAGAACCCUUUAGCCAAGAGAAAGGGUUCGACUUUAGAGAGAAAGGUCAAGUUUCUCUUCGGUCUUGAUCGCGGUUUCUCUUCUCGCUCCAAGCUGAUGAGCUCUACGUCUUCCUCCAAGAUGGCUCCGCUUGUAGCUGACAAGCAUUCACGAUACAUUCUGAUGGCAGAGAAGAAGAAAGAGAGUUUUGAGUCUGUGGUGAUGGAUCAUCUAAGAAUGAAUGGUGCAUACUGGGGACUGACCACUCUAGAUUUACUCGAGAAGCUGGGCUCUGUUUCCGAAGAUGAAGUUGUUUCCUGGCUCAUGACGUGCCAGCAUGAAUCUGGUGGUUUUGCAGGCAAUACUGGACACGAUCCACAUAUUUUGUAUACACUCAGUGCUGUACAAAUCUUGGCCCUCUUUGACAAGCUAAACAUUCUUGACGUUGAAAAAGUAUCAACUUAUGUUGCUGGGUUGCAGAAUGAAAAUGGAUCUUUCUCAGGAGAUAUGUGGGGAGAAAUUGAUACAAGGUUUUCGUACAUAGCUAUAUACUGUCUCUCAAUAUUAAAAUGUCUUGGGAAGAUCAACGUGGAGAAGGCUGUUGAUUACAUUAUGAGCUGCAAAAACCUGGACGGUGGUUUUGGGUGCACACCUGGAGGAGAGUCUCAUGCAGGACAGAUUUUCUGUUGCGUGGGGGCUCUUGCUAUCACUGGGAAUCUCCAUCGUGUUGAUAAGGACGUAUUAGGGUGGUGGUUAUGUGAAAGACAAAAAGAGUGUGGGGGUUUAAAUGGGAGACCUGAGAAGGACCCUGAUGUUUGCUAUUCUUGGUGGGUCCUAUCGAGCCUAAUCAUGAUAGAUAGAGUUCACUGGAUCGACAAGGCAAAGCUUGUCAAGUUCAUCUUAGCCUGUCAGGAUUUGGACAACGGAGGCAUCUCUGAUAGACCAAACGAUGCUGUUGAUAUCUUCCACACCUACUUUGGAGUUGCUGGUCUUUCCCUCCUUGAGUAUCCUGGAGUCAAAGCAAUUGAUCCAGCCUACGCUUUGCCUGUUGAUGUCAUCAACCGGAUUAUCUUCACCAAAUGA
Molecule: messenger RNA, 1215 nt
Organism: Microthlaspi erraticum
Lineage: Eukaryota; Viridiplantae; Streptophyta; Magnoliopsida; Brassicales; Brassicaceae
Source: the annotation of a GenBank genome assembly